Pangasianodon hypophthalmus (striped catfish) is the source of this 3980-nucleotide messenger RNA. RefSeq names its product stromal cell-derived factor 2 (gene sdf2). The coding region runs from base 102 to 770 and encodes 222 amino acids. NCBI's taxonomy places the organism in Eukaryota, Metazoa, Chordata, Actinopteri, Siluriformes, Pangasiidae. The record is from RefSeq and is a predicted model, not a curated record. The transcript has 3 exons.
GGCGCGCGAGUUAACAGCGCGCGCUUCUUCGUUAUUUUUCCCUGAUGACGUUGCUGUGAUUCUGUCUUUCAGAGCAUUUAGACGUUAGGAAAGUUACAGCAAUGGGAAAACAUGUUGUUUCCUUGGUGCUUUUAUGGGUGUCGCUUUUAUUGUCGUGUGUGUGUAGCUUCUCCUUUGGCUCGGAAAUCAAUUUUGUCACGUGCGGCUCGGUGGUGAAGCUGCUGAACGUUAAACACAACGUCAGACUGCAUUCUCAUGACGUGCGCUACGGCUCCGGUAGCGGCCAGCAGUCGGUGACUGGAGUGACCACAGUGGAAGACAGCAACAGUUACUGGAGCGUGCGCGGCACCAGUGGGGCGGGUUGCCAUCGAGGGACUCCAGUCAGAUGCGGCCAGAACAUCAGGCUCACACACGUGAACACGGGCCGAAAUCUGCACAGCCACUACUUCACAUCUCCGCUGUCGUCCAACCAGGAAGUCAGUGCCUUUGGAGAGGAUGGUGAAGGUGACCAUCUGGAUGAGUGGACUGUAUUAUGCGGGGGUUCUGUAUGGCAGCGUGAUGACUUGGUGCGUUUCCAGCACACUGCCACUGAAGCGCUGCUGUCAGUGACGGGCGAGCAGUACGGCAGGCCCAUCCACGGCCAGAGAGAAGUGCACGCGAUGACCAGCAGCAGCCAGCACAGCUACUGGAAAGCCAUGGAGGGUGUUUUCAUGAAACCCAGUGAAACGGGACCCAAAGACUUCAGCAGUCCAACACACACUGAGUUCUGACUGCAUUCACUCCAGCAAGCGUCUGUCUUACAGCACAGUGCGUUCAUGUUCUGUCUUCAAUUUUGUUACAAAAAUCUCAUGCAAAAGGAUCUUACAUCCACUCUUACAAUGUGACGAAUCACAUUACUUUGCACAGUGAUGUGAAGAGCACAGAGACUUCAUACUAAACGUUUUUUUUUUUUUCCACGAGUACGAUUUAAUUCAGCCUUAUUUAAUACCUCUAAAUAAGUUGGAAAUUUAGAGAGUUUAUCAGCAGCAGUAAAUAAUGAUAGCACAGUGUGUAGCACCUUGGAAAUGGAUGCGCACAUGAACAUAUUUGCCAUAUGUACAGUUGAGUGCAAAAGUUUGCAUACUCUUAGGACAAAACGAAGAAGACAAUUGUAAAUGUGUGGAAGUCUGGGAAAAGCCUUCACAUAUCACUGCCAAAAAACUAAAAAGCAACUUUCGGCCAAAAUUAGUUUUUCUGCCAAAGGCGUGGUUUAUACUUGAUGUGUGACAUUUUGAGCGGCAUUGUUCACAUACAUUUUAAAAGCGACAUCCACUAGAUGGCACAUCAGAGCCAAAACAUUCUUGUCCAUCAGGGGCCUCUUUAUCAGCCGUGCGUAUGCAUAGUUUUGUGUGUACACUGUGUGUAAGAACGUUUCUGUGCCUUGAAUGGAAUUUACCAAGUUUUGCUCAUGCGUGAGGAUGCGCGUAUAUUUCCACACACUCCUGACCAUACGUAUGAAGAACUUUUCAAGUGGUAGAACAGUGUAAUAGCUGGUAAACUGACUAUGCUGAGCUUCUAUAUCACAUAGUGUAUGUCAUAUCAGCAUAACUGAGAGAGGCUGUGCACAAGCACAUCAGUGUAGAAUGUGUGGGAUUAAUCAAUUGCCAUUGAAAUAAGCUUUGCGUAUGUCCAUUUUUCAAAUACCAAUUUUCUUGUGUGCAUGGGCAGCUAUUAUGCACAAAUUUAGUACUUGUUUUAUGCACACCCCAGGUUUCCAAGUUGAACUGUAAACCCUUCAGCAAUUUCAUGUACAGCGAUGUUAAACACACUGAGCUCUACCUCUUAAAACUUUCCGCCGUCGUCGUGAUUGCUGUCAUUAUCUGAGUCUCAAUUCGAAAACUUUGACCUUACAUUCAAAAGUAUUUACUAAUCUCGAAAAUCCACAAGACUGGUGCACAAAACAGACCUAUCAGCAGGGUUGAAGGCUUCAUGAAAGGUUAUUAAAAUUCAAACACUAAUCAUAAUAAGUAAAGCCAUUAGUGUUAGUACUCAAUAACUGUCUUUAAUCAUGCAUAAGUAUGUGAUUUGAGACACAACCUUAGUUUGUUUAGUCAUUCACAGACACAGUGUCACAUGGUGCUCUACUGACUAUGUUGGUAUUGCACCACGUCGGACACGUAGAGUUAAUUUCUGAGGACAUGCAAAAGUGACACUCCAUAGGACACGCAUGGCAGCCAUUUUGUGUUCGUGUAUGCAUAGCAAGUAUAAGCCAAGUUUAUAACAUACUCUGACACCUCAGCUUUAAGGAACUAUAAAUAUAUUUCUCCAAAAUGACCAUUUCAUUUGACAUUUUCUUUUUUUUUUGUGGAUAAUUUGUAAAAUGAACAUCCAGAAACCAUGUUUAGGGGAUGCAAACAUUUGCACACAACUGUAUAUAUUUUCCCACUUAAAAGAUUUAGCAUGUGUUUACUUCUGAAAGGAUGCUAGAUUUUACGAGGCAGUGCAUUUUUACAGUGCAGUAUUAUUAAUAUAUUUUCCCUUCAUGCCUUUACCUCUCACACAAGAAACACUAGAGAAUAGCUGCCUUAUAUUAGCAUUGCAGUAUUAUUCAUUUUAUUGUGGAAUGGUUAAAGUUUUUAUAGUAUUUUUCAAGCUGUCUGGCGCACAAAAUUCAGUAUUAUAAUGAGUUCUUUCUUUGAAAAAACCCAACACUUGAGGUGUAAUAAAUAAGAAAACAACCGACAGCUGAGGGAUUGAGCAUGGUUCAUCAGUGCAUUUUAAAUCGGAGUUAUUUAAUUAGAUUAGUAGUAGACAAUACAAUGUUCGCUUUGUAAUUUCUCUAUAAUACAGACAGAAACAAUACAACAAGUAUUUUUCCCCACACAAUUCUAGAAACACCAGAAAUGAAUCACUAUCCUCUGAGCUAGAAAUUGUCCUAUUCAAUAGUUCUGUUCAUUUUCUAUUUGGUUUAAGAUUACACAAAUUUUAAACCAGAAAAAUAAAAAACCUCUCAGUGCUAGAAAUGUAGUCAGCAUUGUUUUGUAUUCAUUAGUCACUUUGUAGUAUUGAGUGAAUUGCAAUUUAAAUCAAACAGACUAAAUACUGCAUAUGUGAAACUACCCUAACAACACUAAAACUGUUUCACAUAUGCACAUUGUUACUACAUUGCUACAACAAGAAGCUCUUUUUUUUAAAGCAAGUACACUAAUAUAAUAAAUAUUGAUGAAUGUACUGUAGUCCAAGUUGAAAAAGACUUAAAGAAAGCAUUGCUACAGUCUUCCCUUAAUAAAAGUUUGCCAUCAUAAAUCAUUGCUUUAUCAUCCUGCCUUAUAUAAAAAAUACUUCACUCACUGACUGGACAAGGUUGCUCGAGAUUAAUUUGGAUCCAUAUGUUAAUUUUUUUCCCUUUUCUUUUUUCAAAGAAUGUGUUACUCACAUGGGCACUUGAAAGGAAAGCCAUAUUUACAAUCUCUGUUAUUAAAUUGUUUCCUGUUCCAAGCUGUUACUCCAACAUGAAGCCAUGGAAAAAUUUGUAUAUAUUAAUGUUAAUAUAUUAGUGUAUAUACAGUCAGCUUCAAUAUUAUUCCCUUGUUCCCUUCACUCAGGUCAAAGAGUAAACACGCUUCAGUUACAUUUUGCUCCCAAGAAUUUUUAAGAGUGCCAAUAAUUGUCGUAUGUGGUUUUAAAAAUAUUUUAAUACAUUUGUUUUCAAAUGUAUUAACCUUUUUACUUAACAUGUAUACACAAAUUUAUUUCAGUUACAACUUAAAUUUCUCAUGUUGUCAGUGUGAAAUUAUGCUAAUUAACCACAAAAAAGGAAGACAAACUAUUUUAGACAUUUUUGUAGCCUUUUUUAAACCCACCUUUACCAAGAGUGCCAAUAAUUCUGGAGCUGACUGUAUUAGGGCACUGGUACUAAAUUUUGUAACAUGUAUUGCUGGAUUUACACAUGGUGCAAUUAAGACAUGCUUAAAGACAUGAUUUUAAAGGACAGUUUUGAA